AUGGCCAACUGGGCUUGUGGGUCCAGAUCCCGGGGUGAGAGGCAGCAGGAAUGCACCCGCCGCACGCAGCAGGCUCUCGAAUGGGUUGAAGACGUCGUUGUGGCCAUUGGAACUUGGGCACAACCAGUCUCAGUUGGACCGUCGCGACUUGGCAAGAUGGGCUUGGCAGUUGGAUACGUGGGAAUGCACUUGGACCUGGGCAAGUCGUUGGCGUGGAUGCGGUGGUGCAAGCAAACACGCAGGAGAGUGGACCAGCACGGAAGCUUACAGGAGGAGGAGGAUGUUGAGGAAUUGCAGGGCGUUGGAGGCUGUGGAGCUAUGUGUGAGUCUAACAUUGUCUAUCCUACCGUGUUGACGACACUUGGUGUCGGUUGGACUGCCGCCUCUAGUAGAGGCAGCUGGGCGCAUACGAGGGCGGGUGGGAAUGGACCUGGAUGCAGGCAGGUUGCGUUAGCAGGCAUAGACGGGCACGAGAAUGAACGGACAGAAGUGGACAUUGAGGAGCUGUGUGGUGGCGGCCCAACUGCUCGCACAACGGACUUUCAGGCCUUGUAUCCUGCCCUGUCGACAACGAAUACGCUGUCAACAGCGAUUGGACCGCCGCAACUUUGGGGGGAGUGGGCUGCUGGUGGCACGGCAGGCGGGAAUCCACUUGGACACGGGCAGGUUGUUGACGUGGAUGCGGUAGCAUGA
This is a messenger RNA of Fibroporia radiculosa, 693 nucleotides long. RefSeq lists its product as uncharacterized. The record is from RefSeq and is a predicted model, not a curated record. The coding region runs from base 1 to 693 and encodes 230 amino acids. The transcript has 7 exons. NCBI's taxonomy places the organism in Eukaryota, Fungi, Basidiomycota, Agaricomycetes, Polyporales, Fibroporiaceae.